Spodoptera frugiperda (fall armyworm) is the source of this 1566-nucleotide messenger RNA. RefSeq lists its product as uncharacterized. NCBI's taxonomy places the organism in Eukaryota, Metazoa, Arthropoda, Insecta, Lepidoptera, Noctuidae. The transcript is spliced from 10 exons. The record is from RefSeq and is a predicted model, not a curated record. The coding region runs from base 616 to 1347 and encodes 243 amino acids.
CGCAUAAACUUGCUAGAAAUUCAUAACUGAAUUAUAAUCUAACUGAUGAAAAGUGGUCUUUAGAUUGUAUAAGAGCAGCUCUGUUUAUCCUUUCAAGGAUUUAAAAGCCGUGACCUUAUAUUACUUUGAUAUUACCUAUGUAUUUUUAACUCGUAUCCGAAUCCGACAAUUUCGGUACCAGUUACAAUUCCCAAAGACAUCCUUAUUAAGUGUUAUAAAUUACAAAAUACAUUAUAAUUAUUGCGGUUUACAGUGUUCUAAGUGCGUUAUUAGUUACAAAUACGUAUAAAAUAAUGAGAAUAACAACUUAAAGUGUAUAUUAAAAAUCAUUUACAUAUUAAACCACAGUGUAAGAAAAGUGUUGUUUUCAGUCUAAAGUUUCAAAUAUAUGAAUAAUAUAGUGUUGUGUCAGUGCUGUAAAGUCUUAAGAGUAUCGAUUAUCGAUUUUAUUCGAUGUAAAAUGGUUUAUAAGGAAAAUGUGAUAUUAAAUUAAUGUGUUAGGUAUCUGGUUUUUCCGAAAAAAUUGAAUAAGUAUUUCAGUAAAAAGUGAAUCAAUGACGAGUAUUGGUAAAAUUUUAUACUUUGUGCGAUUUCUAAUCAUAAUUAUUGGUCAAAAUGUUCAAUAUGGACGUGCUUUUGUUAUUAGUGUGUACUUGUUUUGCUGUCAUCAAAUCGGAAGGGAACCAAGAUGUUGAAGUCUUUGCAGCCUGUCCUAAAUCGCCUUUUUCAGCAUUAAUUACGGACAAAUAUGGUGUUCUGAUACUCGAAAACUACAACAAAAUCCUAAUAGGUUUAGGAUUAUUUGGAAUAAUAGUGUUAUGUCAAACGCUAUUUAUUGUAUAUAUUAUACGCAAGAAGCUAGUAGGUGGCAAAUUAAGACGGGAUAUGAUUUGCAGCAAUACUAGCGGUCGAUAUAGAGACAUAUCAAAACGUCCACCGCAGCCGCUACCUCUUGACAUAUACGAUGUAGUAGCUCCGGAAGAUGAGCCAGAACUGGGGUUCACAAACAGAGCUUUUAACAUGGCCGAUGAAAGGACUAGCCCUAAUGUUGCUAGGAAGCUACCAAGAGGUCCACCUCAUCGUCGCCUUCGCCCUGCCCCUAAUGUGGUUAGGAAGCCGCCUAAAGCCCUUCCUUGCGAUUCUUUUGGACAAGAUCCCAAUGGGGCUGAUAAAAGGAUAGCCCCUGAUGUCCCGAGGAAGCAGUCACAUGAACUGUUUCCUGGAUCUCCAUCGAAGGAAAUGAGACUACGAGCUUUAAAACCAACGAACUUGAACCAAGAACAACGAUUGACAUGGGAAGAUGAUUGGCAGUAUGAAAAGUUGGAUCCGAUGCAAAAAUAUUUAUGACCAGUGACUCCCGCGGCUUCACCCGCUCAGGGGCCUUAGUCUGCUAUUACAAUUGUGUCAGAAUGGUCGAUCACUGAGCAGUGCGAGAGGGACGGAGCUAUGUAGGUUGUAUAGCUCUGUCCCUCGCACCUCGCACAGCUCGUUUGCCUUCCAUUCCAUAAAAAAUCUUAACGUUUUAUAACAUAGGGGCCAUCCAUAAAUUAUGUCACACAAAUUUCA